AUGGCGUGCGGUCACAUAUUCACAAACACUGCCACAACAUGUGGCUUGCGGCCCAUCUCAAGAUUACGUUCAUAUUCACGCUCUCGCCCAAGAUCAUGUACGCCCAGCGUCAAAACUCAACAUCUCAACGACACGUGUGCAGCGUGUGAUCCAGCGGCUCGGAGGCGCCGUGUUCGGCAGGAUUACGAAAGCCGGAACGCCGAGCUCAUGGAGCUGUACAUGGCGGCCAAACGGACGGGCGAUGGAAACGCCAUGAUGCAGGUGGAACGUCUAGUUAUGGAGAAUUCCAUGAAUACUAUGGAGCGCAACUUUGAAAUCAGCGUGCCUUAUCAAGAGGAGGAUGUCAUGUGGUGGGAAAUGGACUGA
Messenger RNA from Fusarium venenatum, 366 nucleotides. RefSeq lists its product as uncharacterized. NCBI's taxonomy places the organism in Eukaryota, Fungi, Ascomycota, Sordariomycetes, Hypocreales, Nectriaceae. The record is from RefSeq and is a predicted model, not a curated record.